This is a messenger RNA of Carassius gibelio (silver crucian carp), 2794 nucleotides long. RefSeq names its product scavenger receptor cysteine-rich type 1 protein M130-like. Gene Ontology annotation, cellular component: membrane. The record is from RefSeq and is a predicted model, not a curated record. Lineage: Eukaryota; Metazoa; Chordata; Actinopteri; Cypriniformes; Cyprinidae. The transcript is spliced from 17 exons. Bases 34 to 2667 code for a protein of 877 amino acids.
GACGGGUCUCACCUGUGCUCUGGAAAAGUGGAGAUGUAUAUUGGAGGACGAUGGGGUUCAGUGUGUGACGCUGUCUUUGACCAGCAGGAUGCAGAGGUUGUGUGUAGAGAGCUGGACUGUGGGGUUCCUGUACAGGUGCUGGGAGCAGCUGCUUUUGACAAAGGAGACGCUCAGAUGUGGACACAAGAGAUUCAGUGCAGAGGAAAUGAAUCACACAUUCAACGCUGUCCAUCAUCAAACUUAAAUAAUACAAACUGCACCCAUGAAAAUGAUGUCGGACUGAUAUGUUCUGGUUACACUGAUCUCAGGCUGAAAAAUGGUCCUGACAUCUGUUCUGGUCGAGUUGAACGUCAGUACUUCAGUAAAUGGGGCACAGUGUGUGAUGCAUGCUGGGAUAUGAAAGCUGCCAGUGUCCUCUGUAGACAGCUGAAUUGUGGGAUUGCUGUGUCUGUUGUGGGAUCAGACUGGUUUGGAGAGGGAAGUGGUGAAAUCUGGGCUGAUGUGUUUGAUUGUGACGGGAAUGAAACAAAACUCUCAGAAUGUUCCAUCUCUUCAUGGAGUCGAGCUGAAUGUUCUCAUAGACGAGAUGUUGGAGUCAUCUGCUCUAAUUCCUCUCUGGCUCUUCAUGAUGGUCUGGUGCGGUUGUCUGGAGAGAGACAGUGUGAGGGGGAGGUGGAAGUUUUCAUCCAUCAGGUCUGGAGGAGAGUUCUGCUGGACUCCUGGAGUCUCUCUGAAUCCUCUGUGGUCUGCAGACAGCUGGGCUGUGGCUCUGUGCUGAACUUCUCCGGCUCCUCUUCAUCCAGUCCUGAACACAGUCAUGAGUGUGUGACGGGCUUCCAGUGCUCUGGGAGUGAAGCUCAUCUGGGGAACUGCAGCUCUCCACAAACUCUCAACUGCAGCUCCACAGAACAGCUGUCAAUCACCUGCCUUGGUCGGGGGUCCAUCAGGCUGGUGGGUUCUGGGGGAGACUGUGCAGGGAGGCUGGAGGUUUUUCACAGCGGCUCAUGGGGGACAGUGUGUGAUGACUCCUGGGAUAUUAAAGAUGCUCAUGUGGUGUGCAGACAGCUGCAGUGUGGAGUGGCCCUCAGUAACCAGCAGGUACCAGCCUGGUUUGGUCCUGGUUCUGGACACAUAUGGCUGGAUGAGGUGGAGUGUGAGGGGAAUGAGACGUCCCUGUGGAGCUGCUCUUCUCCAGGCUGGGUAAAACAUGACUGUCAACACAAGAAAGAUGUAGGAGUCGUGUGCUCAGAGUUUAAAGAGAUCAGGUUAACUGAGGGCUGUGAAGGGAAUGUGGAGGUUUUCUACAAUGGAUCCUGGGGUAAUGUGUGUUACAACCAGAUGGACAGAGACACAGCGAGUCUGAUCUGUCAAGAGCUGAACUGUGGAAGAUCUGGCAGUGAACCGAGUAAUUCAGAGGGACUGAAGCCUCGUAACUGGCUUGAUAAUCUUAAAUGUCGACGACAUGACUCCACUUUAUGGCAGUGUCCAUCUUCAGCAUGGGGAAAGUAUGACUGUGAUAAUGAAGUGGCCAAAAUCACCUGCUCAAAGGAUCAGAUUAGUGAGUCACCUCAGAGUUUUCUGACAUGUUCUACCUCACCAUCUUCAUACAAGAGACAGUGUUCAAAUCAUGUUCCUCUCAGACUGAGUGGAGGGGACGGCCGGUGCUCUGGGAGGCUGGAGGUGUAUCAUAACGCUGUGUGGGGCUCAGUCUGUGAUGAUCAGUGGGACAUCAGCGAUGCUCCGGUGGUCUGCAGGCAGCUGGGUUGUGGAGCAGCACUGAGGGCUGAUGGGAAUUCAGUCUUUGGUGCUGGUGAAGGUGUUGUGUGGAUGAACAAAGAUGAGUGCAGAGGGAAUGAGAUUCAUCUGUGGGACUGUCCUCUCUCCCUGAAUAACCACACUGACUGCUCCCACAAGAAGCUUGUUAGACUCAACUGUGAAGAUGUGUCAGUGUCCACUACUCCUGCCACAACAUCAUCAGCUUCUCUUCCAGUUUCUCCUUCAGUGCACUCAACAUCAGUCUCUCCUCCACAAACUCCUCCACCAGAGUCUCUCCCAGUGCUUGUGAUUGUUCUGGGAGUUGUGCUCUUACUGCUCUUAGUGCCACUGCUUAUACUGAUUCAGCAGAACAGAGUGAUGAGGAGAGCUCUCUCUAAGAGGAGACACAGGACGAUGUCUGAGACCGUUUAUGAGGAGAUUCAGCACAGACACAAUCACUUCACUCAGAGGGGGAGUCUCAUCUCUGAAGAACUGCAUUCUGGGUAUGAAGAUGCUGAUGAGCUUCUCUCAGCAAAAGCGUUCAAUACUGCAUAUUAUGAUGAUGUCACCAAUGGCAGUGGCCUAAAAGAAGAGAUGAUGAAGGAAAUCACACCGGGAUACUAUGAUGAUGUCAUCACUGAUGGACUGAAACCAGAUCGUGAGACAGAAGACACACCUGAGAGCUAUGAUGAUGUCAUGACGAGCGGACACAACUCUGAUAUCAAAAAAGUGAACACACCAGAGAAUUAUGAUGAUGUCAUCAUUAAUAGACCGAGCUCUCAAGGUUUAACAGAGAGAGUUCAGGAGGAGUAUGAUGAUGUGAUGAGUGUCAGUGAAGAUGUGAGAAACCUGUUGGAUUAUGAUGAUGUGGAGGAGGAGUCAAACAAAGAAGUGGGGCAUUCGUCUCAGUGAUCAUCCACUGCCUCGGUUCAACAAAUCUGAACAAAUUUCCCUCAAACUUGUGUAACCCACUGAUUCAAAUUAGAUUUGUACCCAAAAUGUAGCUGUGAAUUAAAUAAAUGAACAUUUUUUUGUCUGG